AGCAUGCGCAGUGAGAGUGAGCAACAGCGCCUCGGAAAAACAACAACAAUCACCACAGCGGAGCCAGGAGAAAGAGAUGGCUCCUUGAAGCUCGACCCUUGUGGCCCUCAUCCUAGCACGUAACCCAGCCCCACCCGCUGCCAUUUCUACCGGAGCUGUAUAUGCCGAUGUUGUCGAGUCCAUGAACUUGGCCAGUCAAAGCGGGGAUGCUGGCGGAAGCCAGCUUCUCUUCGCCAACUUCAACCAGGACAACACGUCCUUGGCUGUUGGCACUAAAUCAGGAUACAAGUUUUUCUCCCUGUCCUCUGUGGACAAAUUGGAGCAGAUAUAUGAAUGUACGGACACGGAGGAUGUGUGCAUCGUGGAGCGCCUGUUCUCCAGCAGCCUGGUGGCCAUCGUGAGCCUAAAAGCGCCCAGGAAGCUCAAAGUCUGUCACUUCAAGAAGGGAACCGAGAUCUGCAACUACUCCUAUUCCAACACUAUACUGGCAGUCAAGCUCAACAGACAGAGGCUGAUAGUGUGUCUGGAGGAGUCCCUUUACAUUCACAACAUCCGUGACAUGAAAGUGCUGCACACCAUCAGAGAGACUCCACCCAACCCUUCAGGAUUGUGCGCCCUUUCCAUCAGCAACGAUAACUGUUACCUGGCGUACCCGGGCAGCGCUACAAUAGGAGAAGUCCAGGUGUUCGACACAGUCAACCUGCGAGCCGCUAACAUGAUUCCGGCCCACGACAGCCCAUUAGCAGCUCUGGCUUUCGACGCCAGUGGAACCAAAAUGGCCACGGCCUCGGAGAAGGGCACAGUCAUUCGAGUCUUCUCCAUCCCAGAGGGACAGAAGCUCUUUGAGUUUCGGAGAGGAGUCAAGAGGUGUGUGAGCAUUUGCUCGUUGGCGUUCAGCAUGGAAGGGCUCUACCUGUCUGCUUCCAGCAACACAGAGACGGUCCAUAUCUUCAAAUUAGAGACGCAGAAGGAGAAGUAUGUGCCAGCGGAGGAGCCCACCACGUGGGGAGGGUACCUGGGCAAAGUCCUGAUGGCGUCCACCACCUACUUGCCUUCUCAGGUUACGGAAAUGUUCACCCAGGGGCGAGCCUUCGCUACCGUACGUCUGCCUUUCUGUGGACAUAAGAACAUCUGCGCCUUAGCUGUAAUUCAGAAGAUUCCAAGGUUGUUGGUGGCAGCUGCUGAUGGCUACCUGUAUAUGUACAACUUGGAUCCACAAGAGGGAGGGGAGUGCACACUUAUGAAGCAGCACAGGUUGGAUGGCAGUGCUGAGCCAGCCAAUGAGAUCCUUGAGCAGUCACAUGACCGCCCUCUUAUGGCCCAAACCUACAGUGCUGCUGCCACUAAAGGUUACUGUGAAGAGCAGGGAGCCGUGGGAGGGGCGGGGCUAGAAGAUGACCUCAACGACCUGCGCCUAGAGGAAGAGAACGAGCAACCGCCACUCAUCCUUGAAACUGACUGACUUAGUACCUACCAAUCAGAGGGCUCCUCUGGUGCUGCUACGAACGUGUGACACAAGGAGGGCAGGGGCGGGAUCAGAGACAGAAGGGGGGGUGUUUUUAAACACUCCAAAGUGUUCGAGAGUCUGUCUGUUUGUGCGUCUGUCCGUUCACAUACAUGUCCAUUUUUUCUCCCUCCCUCCUGCCUCGGGCCCCCCCUUUUUUCUCAGUUGGCCUGCGCAGGUCAAACUGAUGCUUUGCAUGUACAUGUGCCAACUGCUAAAAACGUGUGUGUGUGUGUGUGUGUGUGUGUGUGUGUGUGUGUGUGUGUGUGUGUGUGUGUGUGUGUGUGUGUGUGUGUGUGUGUGUGUGUUGGACGUUUGAAUAAAAGAAAUGUAGCUGUGUCUUCACUUAAGACACACAGACGCAAGCACUGUGUAUAAUGAAAGUGUUUGUGUAAGUGCCUCUGCUUCAGCGCCGUGCUUUUCUUCUGUUUGAGGGGGGGGGGGGUUGCAUUGGCUAAAAAAUCUUCCAGAAAAUCUAUAUUCAGAUGUCGGAUCUUAAUCGACUGUGUACCCUUUUUUUUGGGCCUGAUCUGGCUCAAGUUUAACCUCCAAAGAUUGAUUUAAGAGUGUUUGUGCGCUUGUGCUGAGAACUUGUGAGUGUGUGUGUUGGGCAUGUACAUCAGCAAAACACUGAGUGAUUAGCCUCCUCUUGUCCCCAAAACGUCCCCCCCCCCCUCCUUCUCAGGCCUGCGGCCUUUGAUUUGAUUUUUAAACUCCAGUAGUGAUGUUUUUUUUCUUAAAGCUACGUAACCGAUCAUAGCCAACAAUGUGUCAUGCGUAAGGAAACAAACAUGCAUGGUGUUGUCAACGUGGUACUUUGUCCAUACAUCAAAGACAUUCGUGAGGGUCGGUGGAGAGAGGCAGGAAGCCGUCGGCGACGCGUGGUCAUUGACGACCUCCUCGCUGUAACUCUACUCUGUACAUUACCAGACGCGGAGGGAUGUCGUCGGGUUAUGGCCGAAGACGCUCAGAGGGAGAACUGGGUGUGUGUUUUA
Pungitius pungitius (ninespine stickleback) is the source of this 2499-nucleotide messenger RNA. RefSeq names its product WD repeat domain, phosphoinositide interacting 2 (gene wipi2). Lineage: Eukaryota; Metazoa; Chordata; Actinopteri; Perciformes; Gasterosteidae. Gene Ontology annotation, molecular function: phosphatidylinositol-3,5-bisphosphate binding; phosphatidylinositol-3-phosphate binding; protein binding. The record is from RefSeq and is a predicted model, not a curated record. The transcript is spliced from 12 exons. The coding region runs from base 182 to 1462 and encodes 426 amino acids. Gene Ontology annotation, biological process: nucleophagy; autophagy of mitochondrion; protein lipidation. Gene Ontology annotation, cellular component: phagophore assembly site membrane; cytosol; extrinsic component of membrane.